AUGCUCGGCAAGCGGCAGCGGAGCAUGCUGAUGCGCCGGACGACCAGCCUGGCGUCCAUGCCGUCGGUGCCCAAGCAGGUGCGCCAGGGCAGCGGCGGCGGCGGCGGCGACGACGACGACAAGGACAGGCAGGCGCGCGCGCGGCCGUCCUCCUCCGUAUCGGCCGGCGCGGUGGGGACGGGCGGCGGCGCCGGCGGUGGCUACCCCUCUCCCGGGCGGGACGCCUUCGCCGGGCUGAUGAUCACCGCGGCGUUCCUGUCCGCCUGCGGCUUCUGCGCCAAGCCCCUCGGCCCCGGCGAGGACACCUACAUCUACAGGGGCGAGGUGGCAUUCUGCAGCCAGGAGUGCAGGGAGCAUCAGAUCGCGAAGGACGAGCUCAUGGAACAGAACUGCACCAUCACAUCCAUCCGGGAGGCCCCGUCGGACCAGUCUGGCAGCGGCGGCGGCUCCGGCGGCGCCGGGGACGCCGUCGCCGCCGCAUAG
Messenger RNA from Triticum turgidum subsp. durum (durum wheat), 483 nucleotides. Lineage: Eukaryota; Viridiplantae; Streptophyta; Magnoliopsida; Poales; Poaceae. The record is from the annotation of a GenBank genome assembly.